Messenger RNA from Papaver somniferum (opium poppy), 1388 nucleotides. RefSeq names its product methyltransferase-like protein 22. The transcript is spliced from 9 exons. Gene Ontology annotation, cellular component: nucleus. Gene Ontology annotation, molecular function: protein methyltransferase activity. The record is from RefSeq and is a predicted model, not a curated record. Bases 101 to 1162 code for a protein of 353 amino acids. Lineage: Eukaryota; Viridiplantae; Streptophyta; Magnoliopsida; Ranunculales; Papaveraceae. Gene Ontology annotation, biological process: protein methylation.
GGAAAAGAGAGGAAGUUUUUCUCAAGAACUGGGGUUCCCGUAUCUCAGGGUUUAAGGGUCUUCAGACAAGAAAUCUGUGUGUGUUCAACUUCAUCUGUCCAUGGAAGACGAAAGAUUAUCAUCAACAUCAUCAACAGAUGAUGAAAACCCAUCAUCAAAACCAUCUAAUAGAGGAGAUCACAAUGAUCAUGAAUUGGUAAUGAGUGAAGUUCAUCUUGGUUGCCCUCCUAAUUUCUCUGGUCCUUACGUUUCUCACUUCACCUUCCCUUUCCCACCACCAGAGGUGAAAAAACAAAGUGUUGUCAUGAAUGUUGAAGAAAAAUUGUCAUGUCAAAUGAUGAAUUUAGAUGAAGAUGGUGAUCUCGUUCUACCUAGACGUUCCAAACAGUGGAAUAAUGUUGGAAUGACUAUCCAGCAUAGUAUCACAUCAUCAAUUCCAAGUGUUGGAUUGCAGGUGUGGAAAGCAGAACUUGUAUUGGCUGAUUUUUUGUUGAAUAGUAUGUUCUCUUCAUCCGACUUUGACGGAGUUGUUGCUGUAGAACUUGGUGCUGGAACAGGGUUGCUUGGUAUACUACUGGCACGUGUUGCUAAGACUGUUUUCUUAACAGACCAUGGUGAAGAAGUACUCAAGAACUGUGCGCUGAAUGUUCACCGGAACUUGGAAGCUUUUAAAGAUCAUGCAACUUCAGUAUUUGUACGUGAAGUUGAUUGCUUUAAUUCGUGGCCACCAGAAGUUGAACAAUGUCAUUCAUCUGAUGAAAGAUUUUCAUGGACCCCAUCAGAAGUUGAGGAAGCUGAGGGAGCUUCAUUGCUCUUAGCUGCUGAUGUAAUUUAUAAUGAUGAUCUGACUGAUGCGUUGUUCGGCACGUUGCAGAAACUGAUGUCACGAGGAUCCACCAAGGUGUUAUAUUUAGCUCUGGAAAAACGGUACAACUUCAGUCUCAAUGACCUUGACGUCGUUGCAAACGGGUAUUCGCGUUUUAAAAGUUAUCUGAAGGAUGACACAGAAUGCAGUUCACUCGAGAACAGUAAAUCGCUCUGUUUUGUUGGUAAACUUAUCGAUCUCACAGAUAUUCCGCAGUAUGUGAGGGAAUACGAUAGAGGAAAUGAUGUAGAAAUUUGGCAGAUCAGAUACGUCUCACCUAGCAAUUCAACUAGUUAAACCUUUUAUUUGCACUGACAGUGAUAUCUCUUUUCCCUUUUGCUUUUCAUUGUCUACCCCCAUAGAAAUGCUUCUUUUGUCUGUUUUAAGAUACAAGGCAAGUGAAAAAAACAACAAACAGGUAUCCUAUAUACAACACCUAGUACUGACAUUAACUUAAAUCCAAAUGUCUGUGACUUAUGGUGAGCUGAAAUAGUAGUUGGGACUUGGGAGUUAAUUUGCUGAG